Messenger RNA from Cyprinodon variegatus (sheepshead minnow), 2678 nucleotides. RefSeq names its product GDP-Man:Man(3)GlcNAc(2)-PP-Dol alpha-1,2-mannosyltransferase-like. The coding region runs from base 18 to 1598 and encodes 526 amino acids. Gene Ontology annotation, molecular function: GDP-Man:Man(3)GlcNAc(2)-PP-Dol alpha-1,2-mannosyltransferase activity. Gene Ontology annotation, cellular component: endoplasmic reticulum membrane. Lineage: Eukaryota; Metazoa; Chordata; Actinopteri; Cyprinodontiformes; Cyprinodontidae. The record is from RefSeq and is a predicted model, not a curated record. The transcript has 6 exons. Gene Ontology annotation, biological process: protein N-linked glycosylation.
GAAAUUGUGUUGUCAAAAUGGCAGGACACGGACAUCAUCAUCACCAGUUCUCUCUGUGUUUUUGCGACCUAAUGAGGCUGCUGUGGUCCCUGGUUGUCCCCUGCGUCUACCUCAGCCUGGCCCUGAGCCUGCUGCUGCUCCUGGUCCUGCUGGGGCUCCGUAUGUGGCUGCAGGGUCGCCGUAAGUCCCGCCGCGCCCAGGACGGCGGCCCGGCGGUGGCCUUCUUCCAUCCUUACUGCAACGCCGGAGGAGGCGGGGAGCGCGUGCUGUGGUGCUGCCUGAGGGCCCUAAUGAACCGGUACCCCAACGUCUCAUUUGUGGUUUACACGGGAGAUCAGGGGGUGAGUGGGGAGCAGAUCCUGGAGGGGGCGCGGCAGCGUUUCAACAUCACACUGCCUCGACCGCCCACCUUCGUCUUCCUGCGUCACCGUGGGCUGGUGGAGGCUGCCUGCUACCCCCACUUCACCCUGCUUGGCCAGAGUCUGGGCUCCAUGUUCCUGGGGUGGGAAGCUCUCACAGCUUUUGUUCCUGACCUCUACGUAGACUCCAUGGGCUACGCUUUUACACUUCCGAUUUUCCGAUAUUUGGGGGGCUGCAAGGUGGCGAGCUAUGUUCACUAUCCCACCGUCAGCACGGACAUGUUGUCUGUGGUGAGAGAGAGGAACCCCAGGUUCAACAACGCAGACUUCAUCUCCAGAAACCCGGUGCUGAGCGCACUAAAGGUGGUGUACUACUGCUGCUUCGCCCUUCUCUACGGCCUGGCUGGCUCCUGCAGCGAUGUCGUCAUGGUGAAUUCCACCUGGACGCUUGGACACAUCCUGGCUCUGUGGCGCUCGCCCAGCCGCACCAGCGUCGUCUACCCGCCCUGCGAUGUCAGGGCCUUUCUGGAAGUUCCCCUCGAGGGAGAGGAUGAGGAGGAGCUGGAGGAAGGCUGGGAGGAGUUGGGAGGCGAGCUGGGGAGUGAAGAGGAAGGUAGAGCUGAAGGGGUAGACAGGAAAUGCCACUCCAUCGUCUCUGUGGGUCAGUUCCGGCCAGAGAAGGACCACCCGCUGCAGAUCAGGGCGUUCCGUAAGCUGAUGGACAGGAAAAGGGAGGGGCCCGGGGGAAGGGAGGCGCUGCGGCUGGUGCUGAUAGGAGGCUGCAGGAAUAAAGAAGACGAGGACAGGGUGCUGAUGCUGCGAGGACUCUGUCAGGAGCUGGGCAUCUCAGACUGCGUAGACUUUAAACUCAACGUUUCUUUCGAGGAGCUGAAGAGGGAGCUGGCGAACGCGAGCAUCGGGCUGCACACCAUGUGGAACGAACACUUUGGCAUCGGUGUGGUGGAGUGCAUGGCUGCAGGUACCAUCGUUCUGGCCCACAAGUCAGGAGGUCCGAAGCUUGACAUCGUGGUGCCAUACGAGGGCAGGCAGACGGGCUUCCUGGCAGACAGUGAGGACAGCUACGCCGCAGCCAUGGAGACCAUCCUGUCGCUGUCGCCUUCGGCUAAACUGGAGAUAAAACGCGCAGCCCGGGAAUCAGUGAGUCGAUUCUCAGACCAGGAGUUCGAAGCUUGUUUCCUUGCUGCCACUGAGCCUCUGCUGAAUCAAGUGGUCCGAUGAGGAAGAACAGGUGGUGUCCACCAGGGAGCAGGAAGGAAUUGGGAGGUUUUCUGUCUGUGCAGAGAACCAUCAGGCUGAAUUUGUAGUGAAGGUGAGGAAGAUUGAACAGAAUGGUGGCACAGAUCUAACUUCCCUUCUGCUUUCUUUUCAUGACCUCACUGAAACUCUGGACUCGUUCAAAGCUUCCCUGCUUCCUUCAUGUCUUUUCCUGAUGUUGCUGAAUUGGGAUUCAUGUCCGGUUAAAACAGAAUAAGAUGGUGUAACAAGGUGCCUCAUUAUUAGUUUAACUACCAGGAAAUAAGAACAAAUGUAAAAAAUAAUCAAUUUCUUUGUUCACCAGAACUCCAGUUUAAAAACGGAUAAAACAUCCACUGUGUGCAGAAUGAGAAGAAGAAGCAGAUCCUCCCCUGCUGCUUCACCUCAUGCUUCAUGUUCUGAUUUAAACAGGCUUGCAGGUGGAUGUUUAUUCCCUGAACAGUUUAAAAAUAAUUUAGGAAUAAAGACACAGAUAUUUAAAUCCCCUCCAGGAAUCCAGGUAUAGUUAAUUUUUUGCAUUGAUAUUUGAUCCCAAAAAAGAUAGAACUUUUUUUAAUAAUUGUUUAAUAGGUCAAUCAUCUGGUUCCUGCCUCCAAGUAUAGGUAUAACAGGCUGACUUAUGCAGCAAGACUUUUGGUGUUUGUGUCUAAACUAAGCUGGACUUAGUGCAUCUCUGCACUGGAGAUCAAAUUUAUGUUGAUUCUGGGUAGAAUUACAGAAGAUUGUUUCUUAAAAUCUGCUCUUCUUUAGUCUUUCUAUCCAAAAAUAAAAAAAAUUUUGUAUUUACAUAAUUUUAUUUUCCUGAAUGUGUCACCUUAUUUAAUGAUCUCUAAAACAGAAAUUUAAAUGUUAUUUUUAUCUCAGUGGAUGUUUAGUUAAAUGGGGCUUUUUCUGUUGCUACUUUGUGCAAUCUCUGUUGUUUUAUUGAAGAUGAAGGUUGAGUUGAGGUUAUGGCCAAAUCUAUCUAUAUUGUCUGAAUGAUUUUUUUCUCUGCAUUCCUUCACCCUUUUAUAAAAUCCAGGCAUGAUAUUAUUAUAAAUGGUA